GGUAUGUUUUUCAAGAGAAAAUGAUUACGAACGAAAGGAUUUUACAUUUAAUGGAGCAGCAUUAGAAUGAGUGUCCUCUUUUCUCAAUUUCUGGGAGACGUCAAGCGGUGCUAGAACACUUUUAUUUUGAUUGGGUCCCUCCUCGUUGGCAGUAAGGUUAGAAACACUUGUCAAGAUGGUUCAGUGUAAUCUUGAGAAUUUCAAAAAGAUCAGUAAAAGUCUUGAUGAAAGUAUAAAUGUCAAAAAAUACAACGAGGCUGAUAUUUUAAAGGUAUACAGUUUGAAUAAAACUCAUGAUGGGAGUUUGCCCGGAUUUUGCGCCAGCUUAGUUAUGCUUGCAAAGAAGAGUAAGCAGCUACAUCUUCUUGGGGAUUCUCCGGAAGAUCAAGCCGUUGUUCGACAAUGGUUAGAGUACGCUGUUUCAACUGCGAAUUAUGUCGAUGUUCCAAAUGUGUCAAGACAAGUGCUGAAGGACAUCAAUACUAACUUAUCAGAGCGUACAUUUGUGGCUGGCAACUUCCGUUCCUUGGCUGAUAUUGUUUUAUAUCACCUGCUGCAUCAAGUUGUUGUUAGCCUUACAUUCCAAGAAAAAGAGCAGUUUGUGCACUUGUCGAGGUGGUACAACAAUCUCCAACAAGAUGGAUCUAUUCGAGGGCCUAAUCCCUUGUUGACAUUUAGUCGAACUCUUCUUUAUUAAAUAAUAGUUAAUUUGGAUUUGCCCCUGUGAAAAAACGUUUUUUAAUUUAUUUAUUUGUGAAGGUUAGGUUAAUAGUUGAAUGUCUGAACAUUAUUCAUUCGCCUCUAUUAAAUUUUAACUCAUUCAAAUUAAUUCUCAUUAUGGAUUACGGAAACUGUGUACUGUAUUUAAAAUCCUUUUUUCUUUCUCAAAUAGAAGCAAAAAUUGGCAAUGGUUGUGAAAUAUACAUCUCUUUAGUGAUAA
Messenger RNA from Frankliniella occidentalis (western flower thrips), 940 nucleotides. It is a transcript of the gene AIMP3, whose product is annotated as eukaryotic translation elongation factor 1 epsilon-1. Gene Ontology annotation, biological process: positive regulation of DNA damage response, signal transduction by p53 class mediator. The transcript is spliced from 3 exons. Lineage: Eukaryota; Metazoa; Arthropoda; Insecta; Thysanoptera; Thripidae. Bases 176 to 697 code for a protein of 173 amino acids. Gene Ontology annotation, cellular component: cytoplasm; aminoacyl-tRNA synthetase multienzyme complex; nucleus. The record is from RefSeq and is a predicted model, not a curated record.